CCGGCAGCAAUGUUGAGCCUCAGUUCCAUCAUUGGGGUUACCACCACGGCCACCACGGUGAUCAUCACCGCAAGCUGUGAGUGGAGUGUCCCAAAUCGAUGGAGAUUUAUAAGCGGGAUGUGGUGUCUGCUAUCUAUUUAUUUAUCGUUGGCGUGACGUUUGGAGAAGUGUUCUGGUACUAUAUUAUGUUAUGUGUUGUCUGCCAAUGUUAAAC
This is a messenger RNA of Linum tenue, 214 nucleotides long. The record is from the annotation of a GenBank genome assembly. Lineage: Eukaryota; Viridiplantae; Streptophyta; Magnoliopsida; Malpighiales; Linaceae.